UAGGGUUUGGAUAGGAGAGAAAAAAGAGUACACUUUAGAUAUUUUAGUAGAAUUUAUCAGCAGUUGACAUUAAUUUGUUCUGGAAAAGGGGGUUUAAGAUUUAUAUGUCUUCUAAAAGAUGGAAAAAAGAACGAAAUAAACUAGGAAAGAAAUGGUACAGUUUAUUAAAUGGCUUCGAAGCAGACGCAAAGUGUUAACAAUAGUUUUGUUUCUAGGCUUUAUGUAUUCAGUGAUGUUGUUGAUCAGGGGUAGUGAUAUAACAGACGCAAUUCACUCAUCCUCCAUCGCAAAUGAGGAGCGAAGAAAUGCAUCGACACUUUAUCUCGCAUCUAGCAGUGGAAUACGUCGAAAUAAUUUUACAUUAAAAAAUAUAUUACCAGACAAUUUGACUGUAAUUGAAGAGAGGCCAUCUAUUAUGAAAAAUGGUCGUGCGAAUAUCAGUAAGCGAUUUCAUGGGAAAGAUUUAGCGAAUCCUGCUUACACUAUAGCGGAAUGGAAAGUAAAGGCGAGGGAAAAUAACCAGUUUCUUCAGGAAAUUCUUAGUCAAAGCUACUACCAUCCUGAUUCAAAGAAAAUUGUAUCGCGAUACUUUCUAGGAGGGAAUUCUACGUUUCUUCAACAACACGAGCCAAUGAAGACACAACUUAAAAACAACUACGACAUUAACAAAGAUCUAAUCGUAUUUGUUCACAUACAAAAGACAGGCGGGAUGUAUCUCAACGAGCGGUUCCGUAAGAACCUAAAGCUGGAUUUUCCGUGUAACUGUAAAAAGUUGCCCUGUGGCUGCCUGAACAAGCAUCACCGGAUGUGGAUGUACACGAGCGUCUUUUCGGGUUGGCCAUGUGGCUUGCACGCGGAUUGGACCCAGAUGCACUCGUGCAUCCCACAACUCGCGGAUAAGGUGGACAAGGAGCAUCGAGAACGAAGGUACUUCUACAUGACACAACUGCGGGACCCGCUUGACCGCUACAUUAGUGAGUGGAAGCAUCAGGCCAGAGGUAAUCACUGGGAGGACUCCUUCUACAUAUGUGCAGGGGGCCAUGCCGAAUGGGGUCAAGUCCGACCUUGCUUUCUCACAGACAACUGGCGCGGCGUCUCAUUGGACGAUUUCAUGAAAUGUAAAUAUAACCUAGCAACCAAUCAGAUGGCGCGGAUGCUAGCAGACUUGGAGCGCUCGAAUUGUUACGAGCAUUUCCACGAGGAAAAAUAUAAAAGACAACGAGCCCUUCAGUGGGUAUCAUCAGCUAAGGAGAAUUUACGUUCUAUGGAGUACUUUGGUAUGAUGAACCAACCUGAGCAAUCGGACAAACUGUUCAGUAAAGUGUAUUCUUUGGAAUUUAAGUCAAAAUCGGUCGGUAAGACUACCGGUAGUUCAACAAGCAGAGUAACGAAACAACAGUUUUUGAGGCUUAUUCAGCUUACAGAAUUGGAUAUUCAUGUGUAUAUUUUUGCAAAAGAUUUGUUAAAUCACCGGGCCCCAGUUUCUCGAAACUUCUUAAGUCCCUUGUAACAGGAUUAAGCAAAUCACACUAUUUUUCUUUGUCUUUAAUUCGCUUAAUAUCAACUUCAAUAAGAGUUAUUAGACUUUAAAUAGGAAUUACUGUCAUGGUUAUCACAAUAAACCAUAUUUUAUUUAUUAAAUAUCACAUUUAAGUAUGUGUUUGUCUAAUUAAAAUAAGCUAUAUCAGUCUAUUUAGCUUAAGAAGUUUCGAGAAAUUGGGGCCGGCUUAGAAACUAAACAAACAAAACACAUACCGAUGUAUUCCCUUCAUUUUGCGUCUGUUCUCAAUAAAACGUUUCAGCAAUGUAUACUGUGUGUAUACCACGUGGUAAAUUACGUCAUAUAUGCUACGCCGGAAGGCAACAUUUUGCUUAAAAUGAACACUUAAAUCAAAGAUAACUUUUAUUUUACAACACCAUUUUAAAUGAAACAAAGGGCAGACUAUGUCGCUUAAAGAGCCCCGCAUUUGUUUUUUUAUCGAUAUUUGAUAAAAUCAUUAGUUAAUCAAACACUUCGACAAGCCUGUUUCCAAAAUCAUGUUUUGACAGUGCUCCGUCAGACGGCCGUAUUGUGAAAAAGUUUGUCCAAGAGUUUAAAGAAAUUAAACUCGCAAUCAAACUCUGGUAAAAGGCCGAAUGCAGGGCUCCGGAAGCAACAUAGACUGCGCUUUUUUUCAUUUAAAAUGGUGAAGAAAUAGUGCAGUUAUCUUUGUUUAAAGUCUUUUUUUUUCAAAUCAAAAUAUUGCCUUCCGACGUAGCAUUAAUGAUGCAAUUUAUCUCGUGGUAUACACACACUGAUGUACAUAUCAGCAGGUAAAUGUCAGAAGAGUAUUCAGGUAGUGUUUAUAUUCUUUACACAGAUAGUUCCAAUAUAAUUGCAUGUACAUUGUUGACACCAUAAAUUGGCCAAAUUUGAAAAGUUGUCGCCACUUUUGCGAUUCCACAGACACUAUUUUACAUACAUCAAGUAUUUUAUAGAAUGGAACCAUAGUCAAACUUGUCAUAAUAUUGAACAUGCAGUUACAUUCUUUAGUAUAUUGUUAAGUUUAUUUGUGUAUGAGAUUAGUAAACAGUUCAUAAACGUUUGUGAUUUUGGUUUCUUAUGUGUAUAUACUUGUAUGUGCUGAAAUGUUUAUAUGUGUUUUUAGUUAAUAUAUUAUUAUUAUGUGUUAUGAUAAUAAGGUGAAUUUUUCUGUUGUUCAAUUUUACC
Molecule: messenger RNA, 2710 nt
Organism: Mya arenaria
Lineage: Eukaryota; Metazoa; Mollusca; Bivalvia; Myida; Myidae
Product: heparan-sulfate 6-O-sulfotransferase 2-like
Exons: 2
Coding region: 152-1510 (452 amino acids)
Cellular component (GO): membrane
Molecular function (GO): heparan sulfate 6-sulfotransferase activity
Source: RefSeq, a predicted model, not a curated record